AUGAAGUUUUUCGAAAACAAUUUCACCUACGAUUACUCCUUCCCCGCCGUCUCCCUUGCCUAUUUCCUCCGCUAUCCCAAUCCUUAUUCACAACAUGUCCUCACAACCGAUGUCAUUGACAGAUACGUCGACCCCAAGACUCAGCGUCUUCACACAAUCCGGCUACACCUAAAAAAGUCCAAGGUCCCAUCUGGAAUUCUAAAGCUUCUGCCAAAAGGCAUGGGUGGCUCAGACAGUUCCGGUCAGAGCUAUAUUCUUGAAAGGACCACUGUUGAUGCCAGGGAGGGGUGGAUGGAGACUGAGUCCCGCAACAUGGAGUGGACGGGCAUCCUGAGCGUGGUUGAGAAGCAAUGCUACAAGCGGCUCCAAUCCGAGGAGCAUCGGCUGGCUUUAGAUGGUCUCGCCGUCGACAAAAGUUCCGAGCAGACUAGUGUCAAGACUACGGUCACCUUCCGCUCCCGACUCGGACAGGGCAAGCUGCUUGGAAAGAAGAAGCAUGACACUGGCGACCACGAAGAUGAUGAGCCUCGCAAAGGAUUCUUCUCAUCCCUUUCCACUGCCGGUAUCCAGCGGACCAUUGAGCUCAUCGGUGUGAGUCGGACUAAGGAGGCUGUAUUGAAGAGCAAGCAGGGCAUGAACAUUGUCCUUGAGCGCCUGCGCAGUGGUGGUGUUGUCGGUGUCCUCGAAGGCAUGCGCCAAGACCGAGAGGCAGCUUUCGGACCUGACGGCACGUGGAAGCGUGUCUGGCUGCACGGCAAGGACCGUUCUAUUGAAAACGACAAGUCGUGA
Penicillium expansum is the source of this 789-nucleotide messenger RNA. RefSeq names its product MSF1 domain protein. Gene Ontology annotation, biological process: phospholipid transport. The record is from RefSeq and is a predicted model, not a curated record. The transcript has a single exon. Gene Ontology annotation, molecular function: phosphatidic acid transfer activity. Gene Ontology annotation, cellular component: mitochondrial intermembrane space. NCBI's taxonomy places the organism in Eukaryota, Fungi, Ascomycota, Eurotiomycetes, Eurotiales, Aspergillaceae. Bases 1 to 789 code for a protein of 262 amino acids.